CGCAGCCCGGCCUGAAAACGGAGUUUCAACAGGCAGACUCAGUCUGGGAGCAGUGCUUUAGGGGAAAGGAAGUUCCCCCUUCCAAGGUCCGAAGCCCGCGGAACCAAAGCACCACACAAGCACUCGCCCUUUGCACUCGCUCGCUGGUUGCACGGCCGGAGCUCGCAACAACCCUACGCGGUGAUCACGGCCCGCCCUUUCCCGGCAGCGCCGUUGUCGACCGUCAUGACGCUCAACCUCCCGCCGCUGGGCGGGAACAGCAGCGGAGGGGCUCAUACGCAGCCGUCGCUGCCCUCGUUGCCCGCCCACUUGCAGUCCGAUACCCAGUUGACCGCCCACCUCGCCAGCCGCUUCCAUGUUUCCCUCCCGAUCGCCCGGCUCUCGUCCCAUGCGCUCAUCUGCAUCAACACGUACUCAAGCUCCUCCAAGGGCGAUGGCUCCCGCGACUCGUGCGCCAUGUCCGCGGCCGAGGACAUGGCCGAACGGGCCUUUCUCCGGCUGGGCCACCGCUCUGAGAACCAAGCAAUCCUCUUCCUCGGUGAAUCUGGCUCGGGGAAGACGACCGUCCGAUCUCACCUCCUGACCUCGCUCCUCAACCGCUCCUCCACCCCGCUCUCCGCCAAGGUGUCCCUUGCUGCCUACGUCUUCGACACACUCACCACCACGAAAACGGCCACGACGCCCACCGCCUCCAAAGCCGGCCUGUUCUACGAGCUCCAGUACGACACCGCCUCGACCACAAAUCCGGUGCUUCUUGGCGCCAAGCUGCUGGACCAUCGGUUAGAGCGGAGCAGGAUAACGGAUGUUCCGACGGGUGAGCGCAACUUCCACGUGCUGUACUACCUGCUGGCCGGCACGAGUGCGGCCGAGAAGGCGCACCUCGGCUUCGACGGGCCCGAGAAGCGGUGGAAGUACCUGGGCCACCCCACACAGCUCAAGGUGGGAAUCAACGAUGCCGAGGGCUUCCAGCUCUUCAAGACCGCCCUGCGGAAGCUCGAGUUCCCCCGCAGCGAGAUCGCCGAGAUCUGCCAGAUCCUGGCCAGCAUCCUGCACCUUGGACAGUUGGAAUUCGAGUCCAGGUCCAGCACGACCGUCACCGGCGACGACAGCGGCGGCUUCUCGCACGAAGGCGCCCAGACGACGACGGUGGUCAAGAACAAAGAUGUGCUUGGCAUCAUUGCCGCCUUCCUCGGCGUCAGCGCUGCUGAGCUGCAGACGACCUUGGGCUACAAGACCAAGAUGAUCCACAAGGAGAGGGUGACCGUCCUGCUCGACCCGGCCGGUGCCCGGGGGAAUGCGAACGAGCUAGCACGGACGCUGUACUCUCUGCUCGUGGCCUACGUGAUUGAGAGCAUCAACCAGAGGCUGUGUGCCGCCGAGGACUCGAUCGCAAACACCAUCUCUAUCGUCGACUUCCCCGGCUUCCAGCAACAGUCCUCGACCGGCUCGACUCUGGACCAGCUCCUGACCAAUGCCGCCACCGAGUCGCUGUACAACCUGACGCUGCAGAACUUCUUUGACCGUAAGGCAGACAUGCUCGAGACCGAGGAGGUGUCGGUGCCCGCGACCAGCUACUUCGACAAUUCGGACGCCGUCAAGGGCCUGCUGAAGCCGGGCAAUGGCCUCCUCAGCAUCCUGGACGACCAGACCCGCCGCCAUCGGACCGACAUGCAGAUGCUCGAGAGCUUGCGCAAGCGGUUCGAGGGCAAGAACCCGGCCAUCUCGGUCGGCGCGGCCACGGCCAAGCUUCCCGGCAGCAACUUCUACACCGAGAACACGGCCGCCACCUUCACCGUCAAGCACUUCGCCGGCGAGGUCGAAUACCCCGUCAAAGGGCUGGUCGAGGAGAACGGCGAAGUCAUCUCGGGCGAUCUCAUGAACCUGAUCAACUCGAGCAAGAGCUCCUUUGUCGCCCGUCUCUUCGGCCAGGAGGUGCUGCAGACCGUCGUCCACCCGCAGGAGCGGACCACCGUCAUGCAAGCCUCCGUCAGCUCCAGGCCGAUGCGCGCGCCCAGCAUCAUGUCGAAGCGUGGGCGGCCCGCUGCUCUCGCUGCCCGUGCCCGCGCUGCCGAGAGAGACAUGUCAGUCGGCCAGGGUAGCGACACCGGCGAGAAACGGACAGGCGGCAGCGCCCGCGCCUCGGAGCAGGGGGCGUCGGGCCAGUUCCUCUCGGCGCUCGAGAACGUGACGCGGUCCGUGACGGCACCCGGCACGAACUGCUACUUCGUCUUCUGCCUCAAGCCCAACGACCGCCGCAUCGCCAAUCAGUUCGACAGCAAGUGCGUGCGCGCGCAGGUGCAGACGUUCGGCAUCGCCGAGAUCAGCCAGCGCCUGCGGUCCACCGAUUUCAGCUUGUUCCUCCCGUUCGGCGAGUUCCUGGGCCUGGCGGACACCGAGACGAUGCUCGUGGGCAGCGAGCGCGAGAAGGUCGAGGUGGUGGUCGAGGACAAGCGGUGGCCGGCCAACGAAGUGGCCAUCGGCGCGACCGGCGUCUUCCUGAGCGAGCGCUGCUGGAUGGAGAUCGCGCAGUUGGGAGAGAGCUACUCCCAGUCAGGCCGGUACGGGCACUCGUCCGAUGCAGGCGACGCCGCGGAUCCGUUCCUGGCGUCCAAGGAACGCUUGGCUCCGGUGGGCGGAAUGGGCGAGAAGAAGGCCGGCUAUUUUGGCAGCAACGACGUGGACGCACGGUCCGAGGCGGGCGCGUCCGCCUAUGGGGGCGGCGACUUGUUCAAGAACCUCGACACGCGCGAGCAGAUGGCCGAGCGCGGCAACGAGAAGGACAUGGCCGAGGUUGACGAGUUCAGGGAUAGCCCCGCCCGCAAGCGCUGGGUUUUCGUCGUGCACAUGCUGACCUUCUUCAUACCCGACUUCCUCAUCCGGUGGCUGGGGCGCAUGCCGCGCAAGGAUGUGCGCAUGGCCUGGCGUGAGAAGCUGGCCAUCAACAUGAUCAUCUGGUUCAGCUGUCUGGUGGCCGCCUUCUUCAUCGUCCUCUUUCCCUCGUUGAUCUGUCCCCACCAGUACGUCUUCAGUCCGGCGGAGCUGGCCACGUACGACGGGAAGGACGGCCGCAGCGCCUACGCCGCGAUCCGCGGCCAGAUCUUCGACAUCGGCGCCUUCUCGACCCGUCACUACCCCCAGUAUCUGCCCGCCAAAUACAUCACGCAGUAUGGAGGCAUGGAUAUCACGUCGCUCUUCCCCGUGCAGGUGUCGGCUCUCUGCCAAGGCGUAAACGGCAGCAUCUCGCCUUCCGUCCUGCUCGACUACAAGUCCACCAACAUCACCGGAUCGGCGGCCGUCAUCAGCAGCCAAGACUUGAACUCGAAGUACCAUGACUUCCGGUACUUCACCAACGAUAGUCGGCCGGAUUGGUUUUCGCAGCAGAUCAAGAUGCUGCGGGCCAACUACAAGGUCGGCAACAUCGGCUACUCGGCCGAGUACGUGCGGACACUCAGCUCCAAGCAGCAGGUCAUUGCCAUCCUCAACAGCCGCGUCUACGACAUGACCACGUACGUCCAGGGCGGACGGCGACAGCAGAAUCCGCCGGGACAGCCGCCGCCGACGGACCCGGACGCUGUCAACUUUAUGCAUCCGCUCGUGGUGGAUCUCUUCCAGCAGAAAUCGGGUGACGAUAUCACGGCGCUCUGGCAGUCGCUGGGCAUCGACGCAAACAUGAAGAAGGCGAUGCAGCUGUGUCUCGACAAUCUCUUCUACGUCGCCGACGUCGACACGCGCGCGUCGGCCCGGUGCAUGUUCGCCGAGUACCUGGUCUUGGCCGUCUCGGUCCUCCUGGCCAGCGUCAUCGCCUUCAAGUUCUUCGCGGCGCUCCAGUUCGGCAUCAAGAACAUGCCCGAGAACCUGGAUAAGUUCAUCAUGUGCCAGAUCCCGGCCUACACGGAAGACGAGGAGUCCCUCCGGCGUGCCAUCGACUCGGCGGCGCGCAUGCGCUACGACGACAAGCGCAAGCUUCUGGUGAUCAUCUGCGACGGCAUGAUCAUCGGGCAGGGCAACGACCGCCCGACGCCGCGCAUCGUGCUCGACAUCCUGGGCGUGUCCGAGGCGGUCGACCCGGAGCCGCUCAGCUUCGAGUCGCUCGGCGAGGGUCUCAAGCAGCACAACAUGGGCAAGGUGUACUCGGGCCUGUACGAAGUGCAGGGCCACAUCGUGCCCUUCCUCGUCGUGGUCAAGGUCGGCAAGCCGUCCGAGGUGUCGCGCCCGGGCAACCGGGGCAAGCGGGACUCGCAGAUGAUCCUGAUGCGCUUCCUCAACCGGGUGCACUACAACCUGCCCAUGAGCCCGCUAGAGCUCGAGAUGUACCACCAGAUCCGCAACAUCAUCGGCGUCAACCCGACCUUCUACGAGUUCCUGCUCCAGAUCGACGCCGACACGGUGGUCGCGCCCGACUCGGCCACGCGCAUGGUGUCGGCCUUCCUCGACGACACGCGCCUGAUCGCCGUGUGCGGCGAGACGGCGCUGACCAACGCCAAGUCGUCCUUCAUCACCAUGAUCCAGGUGUACGAGUACUACAUCUCGCACAACCUGUCCAAGGCGUUCGAGUCGCUGUUCGGGUCCGUGACGUGCUUGCCCGGCUGCUUCUCCAUGUACCGCAUCCGCGCCGCCGAGACGGGCAAGCCGCUGUUCGUCAGCCGCGAGGUCGUCGAGGCGUACUCGACCAUCCGCGUCGACACGCUGCACAUGAAGAACCUGCUGCACCUGGGCGAGGACCGCUACCUCACGACGCUGCUGCUCAAGUACCACUCCAAGUACAAGACCAAGUACAUCUUCAGCGCGCACGCCUGGACCAUCGCGCCGGACUCGUGGACCGUCUUCCUCUCGCAGCGGCGCCGCUGGAUCAACUCGACCGUGCACAACCUGAUGGAGCUGAUCCCGAUGAACCAGCUGUGCGGCUUCUGCUGCUUCAGCAUGCGCUUCAUCGUCUUCAUCGACCUGCUCUCGACCAUCGUGCAGCCGGUCACGAUCGCGUACAUCGUCUACCUCAUCGUCCUGGUGAUCGAGAAGUCGACGGUGGUGCCCAUCACGGCCUUCGUGCUGCUCGGCGCCAUCUACGGCCUGCAGGCCAUCAUCUUCAUCCUGCGGCGCAAGUGGGAGAUGAUCGGCUGGAUGAUCCUGUACGUGCUCGCCAUCCCCGUCUUCAGCUUCGGCCUGCCGCUGUACGCCUUCUGGCACAUGGACGACUUCAACUGGGGCAACACGCGCGUCGUCGCCGGCGAGAAGGGCAAGAAGAUCGUCAUCUCGGACGAGGGCAAGUUCGACCCGGCCAGCAUCCCGCGCAAGAAGUGGGAGGAGUACCAGGCCGAGCUGUGGGAGGCCCAGACCAACGCCGGCGGCCUGCACGACGACGCCCGCUCCGAGAUCUCGGGCUACUCGUACGCCACCCGCCCCAACGUCCCCAUGUCCGAGUACGGCGGCUACACGCCCAACAGCCGGCCGGGCUCCAUCACGGGCUUCCACCACCAGGCGACCCCGCCGCUGCCGACCGCGCCGAGCCGCAUGUCGCUGGCCGCGUCCGAGAUGCUCCACGGCGGCAACGGCGGCAACGGCAACAACAACAGCAACAACAACCGGCAGAGCCAGUUCGGCGGGUCGCAGUUCCUCGGCCCGUCGCCGUCGCACCCGGAGCUGGAGAUGGCCAACCUGGCGGGCCUGCCCAGCGACGACGCGCUGCUGGCCGAGAUCCGCGAGAUCCUGCGCACCGCCGACCUCAUGACGGUGACCAAGAAGGGCGUCAAGCAGGAGCUGGAGCGCCGGUUCGGCGUGCCGCUCGACUCGAGGAGGGCUUAUAUCAACAGCGCAACGGAAGCGGUCCUGGCUGGGCAGUUGUAAAGCCAGCCAGCCUAUUGAUUCGAGUUUUCGGCUACACUGCUGGUUGUUUUGGGGUUGGUCCUCAACCGCCGCGAGGCUAUCUAGCUGGUUUCUGACCCCGACUCAUCUCAUCUGAUCUGAUCUGGCUUGUUGCUGU
Thermothielavioides terrestris NRRL 8126 is the source of this 5977-nucleotide messenger RNA. Its product is annotated as glycosyltransferase family 2 protein. NCBI's taxonomy places the organism in Eukaryota, Fungi, Ascomycota, Sordariomycetes, Sordariales, Chaetomiaceae. Bases 226 to 5841 code for a protein of 1871 amino acids. Gene Ontology annotation, cellular component: cell septum; myosin complex; cell periphery. The record is from RefSeq and is a predicted model, not a curated record. Gene Ontology annotation, molecular function: ATP binding; chitin synthase activity; cytoskeletal motor activity. The transcript is spliced from 3 exons.